GGACCAAACUGUAAGAUAAAAAUUAUAAGAAACAUGCAAGCCCGCAUACAUGGACAGAUGGUACUUUCCAUAACUAUUUUAAUGGCUUGUUUGCUGCUAGAAGGAUCAAAUGAUGGGGCUUUGCUGCUACUUAGCCCAUACUCCCAGAUUGGUUAUAUAAUAAUUCAGGUUAUUUAUUAUGCAAUGAAGAAGUGGCUUGGAGCAUGACUUUUAUAUUUUUAUAUCCCAUCUGGGUAUCUCUUAAUCAUUUCAUUACCAGUCAAUAUCUUUAUUGUUAAAGAAUAUAUGGAUUUUGAAGAAGAUUUAAUCUUGUUCUGGAUUGUUCAGCUUUCUAGUUUGAUACUUUCGAUAUUGUUUAUUUAUAAGCUCAUUAAAAAAUGAAGACGAAAUAGGAAUCAACACAUGGACAUAGAUCCUCAAAUUAUAAUGGAUAUUCUACAGGAUGAAGGAGAACAGUUUGAGAUUAAAAAUAACUUUAAUCAAAUUCCAUCAAUCAUAUUUCAAGCUUUUACUCCAUUGAAAUCAGACGAAUGUGCUAUCUGAUUAACAAAAUAUGAACAAGAUGAUACCAUCAAAGUUUUACCUGGAUGUUUCCACACAUUUCAUGCUGAAUGCAUCAAAGAAUGGUUCGAAAACAACCCAACUUGUCCAUUCUGCAGAAGAGAAUUCACACUCGAUGACAUCCAGAGAUGAGAAGGAAUGAGUGAGGAUGAGAUCUACAGAUGCAUCCAAGCCAGUGAUGUGCGUCCAUCACUGUUCAACGGUCCACAGAGGAUGGAUCCUAGAGACUCUCUGAAUACUCCAUACAAUCCCAACUACAAGGGAUAGAUGUGUUAAUAUUUAAAUUUCAAUCAUA
Molecule: messenger RNA, 856 nt
Organism: Moneuplotes crassus
Lineage: Eukaryota; Ciliophora; Spirotrichea; Euplotida; Euplotidae
Source: the annotation of a GenBank genome assembly